AAGCACAGGGAAAAAUCCACGGGUCUCCCUUUCAUUUUCCUUUCUACAAGCGGGAUUUUAAAUACGACGACGUUUGACUGAACUCAUACGCAUUGGCGGGAAAAUCACAUCCCUCAAUCACUCACCACUAACCACUGAGAAAAUUAGGGUUCCAAAAAAUCAAAACCCUUUUCUUUUACGAUCAAAAAUCAAAACUUGAUACAAAUACAAACUCUGGAAGAAGAAUAGUAUUGAUCCAUUUGCAUAUGCGGUUUCAAGAGAAAAAUGCCGACAUACAAGAUCAGGGGAAUCGACGUUGAUUUCCCGUAUGAAGCCUAUGAUUCUCAGCUUGUUUACAUGGAAAAAGUCAUGCAAUCGCUUCAGGAGAAAUGUAAUGCCCUGUUGGAGAGUCCCACGGGAACUGGAAAAACACUAUGUCUUCUAUGUGCCACCUUAGCCUUUCGGAAAAGUUUCGGUAAUUUCUCAACUGGUUUGAACAUCACAGUCAACGAUGUGGGUAAAAUUGAGAUUACAUCAUCAAAUUCUGGUGCCGGCUUUCCUGUAAUUGUAUAUGCUUCACGCACCCACAGCCAGAUACGUCAAGUAAUUCAAGAGUUGAAACGGACAUCUUACAGACCUAAGAUGACAGUUCUGGGUUCUCGGGAGCAACUUUGCAUUCAUGAUAAAGUGAAGUUACUUCGUGGAAUAACACAAUCAACUGCUUGUCGAUCUGCCUGUCGAAGGAAAGAUAUGUCGAAGCCUCGAUGUGGCCAUUUUAAUAAAGUUCUUAGUUAUUUGAAGCGCAAUCCUACUAUUGGAGAAGAGCCUGUCGAUAUAGAGGAUUUGGUCAAUAUUGGCAAAACAUCUGGGUCGUGUCCUUAUUAUUUAUCAAAAGAGCUCCACCAGGCUGUUGAUAUAAUAUUCGCUCCAUACAACUAUCUUAUUGAUCGAAGGAAUAUAAAAUCUCUAGAAUUUUCUUGGAGAGAUAGUAUAAUCAUAUUUGAUGAAGCUCACAACCUGGAAAGCAUAUGUGCUGAAGCAGCCUCCUUUGACCUGCCUUCUUGGCUUCUAACAGCUUGCAUUUCAGAGGCUCAAAGUUGUGUUGACUUUUUAAUAGAGACAAGAAAUAAAUCAACGUCACACGAACAAGAUGAUUUUGCUAUCCUUAAAGCACUUCUUCUAAAACUUGAAAAGCGUAUUGCUGAGGUUUAUAUUGAAUCUAAGGAGUUGGGGUUCACGAAACCCGGGCCAUAUAUGUUUGAACUUAUGGCUGAUCUUAAUAUCACACACACUACUGCUGCUGAUCUUAUGGAUAAAAUCAAAGAUGCUUCAGAUCUCCUCGAGGAGAAAUCAACUGGCACAAUCUGCAGAUUGGAAACUAUCAAGGAUAUUCUGGACAUUAUUUUCAGGGAUGGAGGAACUUCUCAUGCUAAAUACUAUCGUGUUCAUGUGAAGGAGGCUGAGGCUUGGUCUGCCAAUGGUUCUAAAGGCUCAAGGACACUCAGCUGGUGGUGCUUUAAUCCAGGAAUAGCUUUGGAAGUAUUUGCCAAGUUUGGGGUUGGAUCAAUUAUAUUGACAUCAGGCACAUUAUCCCCUUUGGACUCUUUCGCCGGGGAACUGAAAUUAGACUUCCCCAUUCGGCUGGAAAAUCCACAUGUAAUAGGGCCAAAUCAGAUAUGGGCUGGAGUUGUGCCGGUUGGUCCUUCAGGUCGUACUUUUAACUCCUCUUACCGAACUCGUGAUACGAUGGAGUACAAGCAGGAGCUUGGAAAUGCAAUUGUAAAUUUGGCUCGAAUUGUUCCUGAUGGACUUCUUGUAUUCUUCCCAUCUUAUUACCUUUUGGAGCAAAGCAUUGCGUGCUGGAAAAGCUUGGUAAGCGCUAAUGAAAAGUUAAAUUUGUUUGCUCUUGGUUCAUUUAGCCUUGUGGUUUGUUGUUUUCAGAGUAAUGAAAGUUCAGCAUCGAUAUGGGAAAGAAUUUGCAAACACAAAAAACCAGUUAUAGAACCUAGGGAAUCUUCACUGUUUGGUUCAUCAAUGAAGGACUACUUAACUAAGCUGAACGACUCCACUGUAUCUGGAGCUGUCUUUUUUGCUGUGUGUCGUGGGAAGGUAAGCGAAGGAUUAGAUUUUGCAGAUCAUGCAGGUAGAGCUGUAGUAGUUACUGGUUUGCCAUUUGCCACAAGCACUGAUCCUAAGGUUCGUCUAAAACGCGAAUACUUGGAUCAACAAUCUGGGGAACAAGGAGAGUCAUUUAAGGUUUUAACUGGAGAUGAGUGGUAUAACCAACAAGCCUCCCGAGCUGUGAAUCAAGCUGUUGGACGUGUAAUUCGCCAUCGCCAUGACUAUGGAGCAAUUAUUUUCUGUGAUGAAAGGUUUACACAACCUCAUCGCCAAUCCCAAGUCUCAAAAUGGAUACAGCCUCACAUCAAGUGUUACUCAAGAUUUGGAGAAGUUGUUUUUACUCUAACUCGUUUUUUUCGAGAUGGACGAACUCAAGGUCCUACAAAGCUGUCACUAUUAGAAGCUGAAAAUGGUGGGAACAUAGGAGAAAUGUCAUCAUCAGAGCACUUUAUGGACAAAUAUCACAUGGAAAAACUUCUGUCACCUCUGACUACACCGGUGGCUCCAGAUUGCACUUUGAAAGCUUCAUCUUCAGUUGAUACAAAAACGGGCUACACUUCCUUCUUGGGGGGAAUUCUGCCUGCCAAUCGCUCAUCUUUGUCGGCUGACCAUAGGAUGGUUGUAGGUUGUGCCAGUUCAAGUGAUAAACGCGAGAUAGUUCUGCAUAAAAGGAGGACUGUGCUGUCACAAGAACAUGACAGGUUUGAUUUGGCUGAUAGUUGUCAACUGGGUGAAAAAUCAAGGAAUACGCUGAUAGCAUAUGGUUUCACCAAGAAGCGUAGAUUUAUAGCAGGAGAGUAUGACCUAAAGCAACAUUUUGGAAAUUCUAAUGAGCAAUCAUCAUCAGCUAGUCAAAAUGCUCAAGGUGAUAUAGAUCUGCAAUGUAAAGAUAAUGUGACCUCUCAGAGUAGAAGUUCUGAGCUUCUUAAACAAAAUCUUCCUGCUGAUUCAACACCUUCUACUGCUGAUGGAACCCAAGGAUCAGCAUUCCUUGCUCAGGUCCGAGAUAAACUCAGUGCUGCCGAAUAUAUAGAUUUUGUGGGUUAUAUGAAAGCGCUCAAGACCAAAACACUGAAGAUUGGUGAAGUUUUACUAAGCAUUUCUAGGCUGUUCUCUGGACCUGAGAGGCGACCUCUCCUCGAAAGGUUCAAGGAUUACGUCCCAGCAAAAUAUCAUUCUUUGUAUGAGCAAUAUGUUGAUGGAAAGGAUUGAAAGUGCCCUGCUCAUGACUGUCACUUAAUAAUUUUUCGGCUAAAAAAACUCAGGUAUACUUUUAUGGCAUAGUGUCACUGUCACACAUAGAAUAUGUUGGAUAGGGUCAUCUGGAGAUUUAACAUUGACCAUGUGAUCUGGGUGGAUCAGGAGACCUAAUACUUCUGAAUGACUGAAUAUGCAUCAAAAGAAUGGUCAUGGAAUUUCUUUGGCCGAGUGGCGAAUCAUUAUGGAACGGAACCAUGCUCCUUGGUAUGUUCCCCCUAUUACCGGCCUGUGGUAAUAUAUAUCCAUUUUUUAAAAUGUAACUCGGGAAACCGAUUUUGGCCAAUAAUCCAUCAAGAUUAUUUAUCUGUAUUUUAUUGUACAUGUAGCCAGUGAACAUUGUAUUGCACAGAUAAAAUGAUGUUAUAAGUUUUCAAGUUUUACUUUGUAUUGUUACUUAAGUUAUUCAAGGCAUGGAGUGUAAACAAUAUGCUGAAAAUGCAUUACAGUCAAACAUAUUCUUUA
Messenger RNA from Trifolium pratense (red clover), 3822 nucleotides. RefSeq names its product regulator of telomere elongation helicase 1 homolog. The transcript has 23 exons. Bases 265 to 3312 code for a protein of 1015 amino acids. Gene Ontology annotation, biological process: regulation of double-strand break repair via homologous recombination; telomeric loop disassembly; negative regulation of t-circle formation. The record is from RefSeq and is a predicted model, not a curated record. NCBI's taxonomy places the organism in Eukaryota, Viridiplantae, Streptophyta, Magnoliopsida, Fabales, Fabaceae. Gene Ontology annotation, cellular component: nucleus. Gene Ontology annotation, molecular function: hydrolase activity, acting on acid anhydrides, in phosphorus-containing anhydrides; DNA polymerase binding; DNA helicase activity.